AAGAACUUCGAAAGCUGGGAGGAGGUGGAGCGAGUCCAGCAUCGUGCGACGGCUGUCGUAUCUCCCUAGAAUGCACACGAUAGGCUCUUCACCUGAGCCCACCUCCCUAUAAUUAUCACAACCGGGGACCUUUGUGCGGUACGGUCAUACGGAAGGUUUGAGUCUAUAUUGCUGAGGAAUUCGUUUGAUUAUGAAGUUGGGUAAUUCCGAUUCUGAAGGCGAGUCAAGUUUGGAAAAUAGGCAGUCUCUCAUCUCGCCGAAAGAAAGCCGACAGACGAAAGCAGCUCAGGAGGAUUUGUCAAAGAACAAAGUCCAGAGACUCAUCAUGUUUGACACUUGGGGAAUCCUUCUCGUCCUUCUCGACAUAACUUGCCUUAUACUUGUUGGACUUCCAUUUGCAGUUCUCACGCCUCAGCAUAACCCCUUUAAAAGAGGUUUCUUCUGUAACGAUGAAUCAAUCAGAUACCCCCUCAAAGAGGACACCAUAUCCUAUCAGUUACUUGGGGGUGUUAUGAUCCCUUUAAUACUAAUUGUGGUAGUCGGAGGUGAGUGUCUUGGUGUCUAUUUGACUCGUGUCAAGACCAAAUCGUCCUUGGGGACUAACUACGUGGCACGCAUCUAUAAAGCUGUGGGCAGCUUUGUGUUCGGGGCUGCUGCUAGCCAAUCUCUGACAGACAUUGCAAAGUACUCGAUUGGCCGUCUGCGGCCCCAUUUCCUGGCUGUGUGCAAGCCUGUGUGGGAGCAGAUCAACUGCAAGUCUGAAAGCUACAUUGAGCACUUCACCUGUACAGGGGACAAGACCAUGGUUGAUGAGGCCAGACUCUCCUUUUUUUCUGGUCACGCAUCUUUCUCUAUGUACUGCAUGCUGUUCCUGUCACUGUACAUUCAGGCAAGACUGCAGACAGAGUGGGCCAGACUCCUCAGACCCACCAUCCAGUUCUUCCUGAUCGCAGCGUCAGUCUAUGUGGGGCUGUCACGUGUCUCAGACUACAAACACCAUUGGAGUGAUGUACUGACUGGCCUCUUGCAGGGGGCAAUAGUUGCAACACUCACGGUGUUCUGUGUGUCUGACUUCUUUAAGAAAUCUGUUGAGCCAGAAGAGAUGGAAGAGGAGAUAUCCCACACCAGUCUACAGGACAACCCUUCUAAUGGGAAUCACUAUGGAAGCACAGACUGAAGCAACGGCUUCAGAAGGACAUGCUGUAGCAGAUCAGGCGCGGUGGUGGAAUGCUAAGCCAACGAUGGCUAGCUCCCAGCCACUGUGUCGGAAUACGGAUAUUUAUUUGAACAUGUUGUUGCGAGGCAUUGGCUGUCAUGGUGAUGUAAAUUUGCUUUAACUCAGGUGAGUAAAGUGUCUUCUUUGGUUGGGUGUGUUGAGCUAAUGGUCCAUAGAUUAAAGUCCUGGGUUAUGUGGGCAAUUACGUUGCGUUGGAGCUUGCCAUGGGUUAGGCUUUUGUUUUAAAUGAGUGAGUAAUGAGCGUACAUGUGAGAAGCUUAGCAAGUAUUUACAGAUGUGAAUGGAAUACCCUAUCCCAAAACAAAAAUGGCGACUUACUGAACUCUGAAAUGGUGUACUCAGUGCUGUACAUAUUUUUAAUAAUUCUUAUGCCAGAUUGUUGCUGAUACUUGUUCAAAGCUGCCUGCCAACUUUUUAUGAAUGUCUGUCAGAGAGGAAAUCAUGGUGGCAAAUAUAAAAAGUAACUUUUUUUACUGAAUGCAUGCUGAUUUUUUUUUUUGUACUGUUGUGAAAACUGUAUCUGUGUUCUGAGCUAUGAAAAAGAACAAAAUGCUACCUAUUUUGACAUGAAUAAAGAUGAUCAGAAAGAAA
This is a messenger RNA of Esox lucius (northern pike), 1828 nucleotides long. RefSeq names its product phospholipid phosphatase 1-like. Gene Ontology annotation, molecular function: phosphatidate phosphatase activity. The transcript has 7 exons. Gene Ontology annotation, biological process: phospholipid metabolic process; signal transduction; phospholipid dephosphorylation. The record is from RefSeq and is a predicted model, not a curated record. The coding region runs from base 191 to 1177 and encodes 328 amino acids. NCBI's taxonomy places the organism in Eukaryota, Metazoa, Chordata, Actinopteri, Esociformes, Esocidae.